GGAGAGGUCCCGCCGGUCAGCUGGCCGAAUGCGUUGACCGAAGUUAUACUAACCUUACCUAGACUUAGACUGCCUUAAUUACUCACCUGGUAGUUUUACAGAGGAGUAGUAAGGAUGGGUGCAUUUCCGGCUAAACCCCGCCAAAACAAAUUUCCUUCCAAAUGACGCAAAGGGUCUGGUGGAAGUUUCCAGUACUUACCCCACCAUGAGGUAGUACGGUACAUGAUCUUGAAAAUAAUUCGAGCGCAUCGCCGCGAAGUUUUAGUUGCGCCUUGAAUCGAACAGAAAAACAAACCCAGCGAAUAUUCACCCUGAGACGCUAAAAAAAAGGGAAGGAAUUUUCUUACAUCGCUUCCGCGCAAAAGAAAAUAAAAAUCAAAUUUACAAAAAUGGUGCAGCAAUUUGGUCCAGAGCCGCCUCCAGGCCUUCGCAAGGCCAACGCUGGCUUCGAUGCGGAGAAUGCUCCCAACCAUGAGGGUAUUGAGAUGGCCUUUGCUGAGAAAGUGAUCCAGCACAUGGAAACAUACUGGAAGAUCCUGAAAAACAAGCGAGGCUCGCAGCUGCGCCUCACCAAGAUUGACGACGAGAUCUACGAACACCUCAAAAAAGACUUCCCCGAGCUUGACCCGGCGGCCGACAUUGACGAGGACGUGCUCAAGAACAAGGAGAACAAGGAGAGGUGGCGCAAAUUUUUGAACUUUUACGACAAGAAGGUCGAGGACUUCAACUUUGGAACGAUGCUGCGCAAGAACCCCAAGGACGACGUCGAGGUGGAAAACAGAAUCAUUUUCGUGCCCAGAAUGCAGUUCUAUGCGUUUGAGAUCGCAAGAAACAAGGCCGGAUUGAACGACUGGAUCUAUGAGCAGGAACACCCAGAGGAGAAGAAGGAUAGUGAGGCUACCACAAGCAGCUGAUCUUGGUAAUGCCCAGAUACCCUGAAAAGCUCGGUCAGACACAGGAGUCGGCCUGGCUGUUAUGCGACAGCAAAUCCAAGAACAAGAGUGAGUAGUCCAAGGCCAUUUCCUGGGACUCACUCGGAGUCGCCGUUGGAAUGAACGCCUUUGUCAAUUCUGCCAAGGACCAAGUUCCGCUUAUAGAAAUAAGCACGAAGCAAGGGAUGGUCCUUCAAGGCGCAAGAAGCGAAAAGGUCGACCUCGCUUGUGGAAUUCAGAAGCUAUAACAAUUUAAUCAAUUGAUUUGCGUA
Pyricularia grisea is the source of this 1204-nucleotide messenger RNA. RefSeq lists its product as uncharacterized. Lineage: Eukaryota; Fungi; Ascomycota; Sordariomycetes; Magnaporthales; Pyriculariaceae. The record is from RefSeq and is a predicted model, not a curated record. Gene Ontology annotation, cellular component: cytoplasm. The transcript has 5 exons. The coding region runs from base 390 to 914 and encodes 174 amino acids.